UACUGUUUACUAUUUCAGGCAGUCGCUUUUGUCCGGAGGUACAACCAUGUCCUUGGCGGAGGUAGUCCUGGGUUUCCUGGAAGACGCGGAGCCGUGGCGGCUUCGCUCGCCGCAGUUUCCCAGUAAAGUCGGAGGGAAGCCAGCGUGGCUCUCCCUGCGAGGCCUGCCCUCACUGUCCGGGCUGGAGUGUGACAUAUGCCGCCUGCCUCUGGCCUUUCUGCUGCAGGUGUACGCACCCAUUUCUGGUCAGGACAGAAGUUUCCACAGAACUUUGUUUCUGUUCUGCUGCAAAACUCCUGAGUGCUACACACGUAAUGACAGCCGCUGUAUGAAAGUAUUCAGAAGUCAGCUGCCUAGAAAGAAUGAGUUCUACCCGUACGACCCACCACCAGAGGAUGAACCCCCCAGCGAUCUCGAUAAAGAUCACAGUGUGCUGCCUGUCUGUGGAGUUAAACUGUGCUGGGUGUGUGGUUGCCCUGGCAACAAAGCCUGCUCCCGCUGUCACGCUGUAACCUACUGUGGAAAACACCACCAGACCCUCCACUGGAAACACGCACACAAGAAGGAGUGUGGCAGCACAGAAGCAUCUGUUGUCACAGCCUCUCCCUGCGUCUUCCCUGAGUCUGAGCUGGUCAUUGAGCCUGAGGAAGAGGAAGAGGAAGAGGAAGAGGAGGCUGAAGGAGAAGAGCAGACGGCCAAUGCUCAGAGUGAAGAUUGUCCGUCCUUAGACGAAACUCUGGCAGAGACAGACCUAGAGGAGAUGGCUAUGCAUGAGACUGAAGACAACAAAGCCUUCCAGCGGUUUAAAAAGAAAAUCGCUCCAGAGCCACACCAGGUGGUGCGUUACAGUCGAGGUGGCUCUCCCUUGUGGGUCUCCUCCACGCACAUCCCUUCAGAUCAGGACAUCCCAGCAUGCACCUGUGGCGCCAAGAGGACUUUUGAGUUUCAGGUGAUGCCCCAGCUGUUGAACAGUCUGUGUGUGGACUCCACAGGAGCCAGUAUUGACUGGGGGACCCUGGCUGUCUACACAUGCUCCGUCAGCUGUAACCAUGACGACGAGUACUGCCCUGAGUUCAUUUGGAAGCAGGACUUCAGCUCAGAUCAACAAACACAGAUUAAACAGUCAUAAUAUCUCUGUUAUGGUGGACAGAGUCUUAAGAUGCUCAAACAGUUGUGAAAACUUGGACUCAGCAGUGAUGAUCACACUUGAAGUGACUUAACUUCCCAACAAGUAGACUCGACAUGUUCUACUGCUGAUGUAUGUGACUGAUGAGACAUGGACCAGUUGUUAACAUCAGUAGCCUGUCUUUUCUGACUGGUGAGAACAACGUGUUUACUGGGUUAUUUCCAUUCUUAGUCCUCCAUACUGUUCAUACAAGACAUAUUUACCUGUGUGUAUAUAUAUCAAAGUGUGACUUUCAUUUUUGCUUUCUUAAAAAAAAGUUGAAAUUUAUCUCCAUAGAUAAAUAUUGACUUCAAUUCAAAAGGGGCUUUGUUGGCAUGGGGAAUGUGUGUUUACAUUGCCAAAGCAGGUGUGAAAUGCAGUCUGUCUUCUCUGGGGAGUCUGGUCUUCCUGUGGUGGUCAUGAUCAAGUUUUGGAUCUGCCACUGAGUAUUCUCUGGAGUGCUAUUUGGUCCUAAACAGUUUCCCGCAGAAAAUUACACAUGAGCAAUGUUGCCAUGUGUAAGUGGUAAACGCAACUAGCUUUGACAAUAAAACAUUGCACCUAUCGUAAUAAUUUCAGAUAGCCUAUUACUACUGCACAUUGUAUUCUGUCACUUUCCUUCAAUUUAAGGUAUUCUCUGAACUAUAUUAUAUAGUAAUUAGUUAUUUAGUAGUUUUAUUCUCUGAACUACAGUCACCUGCAACUUCAUUGGGAACACUUGCAAUACAAUAUAAUUAAAUCC
Molecule: messenger RNA, 1907 nt
Organism: Scomber japonicus (chub mackerel)
Lineage: Eukaryota; Metazoa; Chordata; Actinopteri; Scombriformes; Scombridae
Gene: pdcd2
Product: programmed cell death 2
Exons: 8
Coding region: 47-1129 (360 amino acids)
Cellular component (GO): cytoplasm; nucleus
Source: RefSeq, a predicted model, not a curated record